Cricetulus griseus (Chinese hamster) is the source of this 7718-nucleotide messenger RNA. The record is from RefSeq and is a predicted model, not a curated record. NCBI's taxonomy places the organism in Eukaryota, Metazoa, Chordata, Mammalia, Rodentia, Cricetidae.
GGCCACGCCCCUUGCUCCCGGAGGGCGGGGGACCUCGCGGGCUUUUGCGGCGCGCGCUUGCGCGCUUGUAGCGCUGCGGUGCCGCCCCUUCCGCGGACGUUUUCACUGCUCUCACUUUGUGUAGUCAAGCAUGAGGCCCCCUUGGUCGUUUGGAGGACACCUGUAUAUAUGACAACACUUCCAUUUGCAGUUACCAUUUUGUGGUCAUGCUUCUGGUAUUUCCAUUACAUCCGAACCAACUUUUUCUUUAAAUUACAGCUUUGUGGGCAAAGUUCACGUGAGAUGGAAGAUUUUCGAGGUAUAGCAGAAGAGUCAUUUCCAAGCUUUUCAGCCAAUUCACCACUUGGUAAUAGUGAGGUUUUGGAAAAUGUCACUCUUUCAUCAAAUUUUGGUCUGCCCAUUGCUGUUUCUACACUUGCCAGGAACAGACCCAGCACUGACAACAGGUGUCUUGAUGUCCAGGAGUCAUACUUAAUUGAAAGAAGGCUUUCAGUUCCUUUUGUCUCAUCUCCCAGUUGCCAGAGUGACAACACUGAACCAAGAGAGAAAUUACAACUCAGCUUUCAGGGUGAUGAGAAAAAGAACUACAUAGAAAGUGCACAUGUGCCACUUGCUCUCAUGGCACCAAGAACAGAAGAAAAGCAAGCUAACACUACAACAUCCAAUCAGUGUCAGCCUCUUUUGGAUGAAAUUUCCCCUCUGGAACAAGUACCAGACUCAGCUCUUGAUUUUCACUUAAAAUCAUGGAUGAAUAAUCAAGAACACAAGAUUGUCAUGCCUGAUGCUAGGAAGCAUCUUGAAGACAAGACUCCAAACAGUGAUUUCAGCCAUAUCAGCUUAUUAGAAAAUGAGAAACUUUUAACACUGACAAACCUGGAAGAUUUCUCUGAUGAUGAUAUUAAUGAUGAAGAAUUUUAUGAUGAUCAUUUAGAAGCAUAUUUUGAACAACUGGCUGUUCCAGGGAGGAUAUAUGAAGCAGAAGGACAGGAGUCACCAGAAAAUGUUUUUAACUUACCAGCAAAUGAAAACAGUGUGUUAAACUAUGAAUUCCAGUUAGAAAAUAAUAGUUCUCUGAUUUCCCAUGAUGCAUAUACUUCAGGAAGUUCUGGAACAACUCACAGAGAGUCUGAGGAAGGCCAUGGUUGUCUGCUGAGGACCAGUAUUGUAGAUACUGUAAAACAGCUAGAUAUUAUGUUACCGUUUUCCUCUCGUACUUGGAGAACUGAGAAGGAUAUUGUUCCAGAUCAAAGCAGAGGAUGUACAGGAGAGGAUGUUCUGGGGAAGAUGAUGCAUACUGUGGAUGAGACACUCAACCCAGCUUACAGUCACAACAUGAGCACUUCAGAAGGUGGCUUUAACCCGGCUGACUCCAUAAAACAGGACUCAGAGUCUCCUCACCAAAACAAACAUUUGGCUUCAGAUUUAAAAACAGUUUUGAAUGUGGAUAGAGACUUAAACACGGAGACUCCUACAGUGUGUAUUCAAAAAGUUGGGUGCAUUGCAUCUUCAAAGACUAAUGGUGGCAAUGGAAUGAAGACUCCUGAUACUCUUUGGUCACCAACUUGUGAAAGGAGAGCAUGUGAAUAUUAUGAAUCUGUUACAAAGCCUACAAAGCCUACAAAGCCUAAUGACAAAACAGAUCUCUCACAGAGCGUAGUCUACCAAAAUGAGGAUGGCAAAUGGGUCACUGACCUUGCCUACUACACAUCUUUUACUGAUCAGCAAGAUUUACAGAUGUCUCCAAAUAAUGAAAUGAACGAAGACUUCAGAUCUGGUACUGAAGCAUUGGAUUUAAUUGCAAAAGAUGAAGAAAUAUUCAAUAAAGAACAUCCAUUUAUACAGGACGAAAAAAUAGACGUUCAGGAUACUUCACUUGCACUUGGUGAUACAUCCUGGGCAGCUACAGUUAACUACCAUUUGUUGAGAAAAUCACUUGGCACAUCAGAUCUGGACAAACAUGAGGGCAGUUUCCUACACUUGUCAUUAGGAGAGUUCUUCGCAGAAAGAUCCGAGGCUCUUGGUUGCCUCGGUGGUGGUAGCCACGUGAAAAGACCAUCAUUUGGUUAUUUUAUUACAUCACCGGAGGAGAAAGAACCUUUUGCUUUACUAAACUCUGAUGUGUCAAGAAGUAAUUUGGACAAAGAAGUGACUCAUCUUCGCCAUGAUUUGUUUUCAGGAAAUUUAAGUGAACUGUCCCAGGCACAGCUAAGUGAAGGAUCAGUUACACUUCAGGCUGAAGAACUGCAGAGGACUUCCCAGGUGGAUGAAAACGAUGUGACUCUAACUGCCAACAAAAGCAAGACAGAGGAUACUUUCUACAGUAACAACAAAGGUCAAGAACACAGAAACACGCUGUCUGGCGGUAGAGAUUCUGUACUUAGAAUAAGCACCAUUGCUUCAGCCAUUGCAGAUGUGUCAGUGAGUACUGAUCCUGCCCAGCUGGUUGCCAUGAUGAAGGCACUUACCAAUAAAAAAAGAGGCAAGACUUUCCAGGAUGAUGAUACACAAGAGGACUGUUCCACCACAUCUCAUUUCUCAACUAAUGAUGUAGAGAAAAGCAACAGAUCCAAUGCAUUUGACAUGGAGAAAUACCUUGCGAAAACAGAAGUCAGUGGCUGUGAAGGUGCAUGGGAGCCCUUUGUGAGAGCAGGCACUUCGGACAUUUGGGAUUCAUGUUUGCCCAAACAGCAGACUGUUGAAGACAUCAGUAUAGUGGAUGUUUGUGCUACUAAUACAAGGGAACCCAAAGGAGAUUCAGCAGCUGUUUUCUCUGAUGAAAAUGUGGAGCGUGAGACUCAAGAAUCACUUACAACAACAGCCUCUUCAACGUCAGUUCUUACCAACAUAAGAGAGAAUGGAAGCACAGUCAUAGGGAGGAAGGAGUGCUCCAUUGACGAAGUACCAGAUGUGCAGAACAAUGAGAAAGCUGCCUCAGUUUCCAUUCCUAUACCCGGUAGUUACUCAUCAAUAAGGAACCCCAGAGCACCAUGCCUUCGCCUUUUAGAAAAAUGUGAAGAAAUACAAGAUAAUAGUGAAAACCAAAGGAAAAAAGAAUGUGUCAGUAAGACAAGCAGCAGUGACAAGCACGUCACUUUUGAAGAAGAUUUUAUAGUCUUACCUAAAAGUGUUGAGUUGAAGACUGACUCUACUGUGAGUGGUGGAUCUGGGUUUGAAGACCAGGGGAGCUUCAGAUUGUCUAUUUCACCACUCAGUCAUUCUUCUCCUAGUGAAACUUCUGGAAGCUUAUCAGGGUGUGCUCUAGAGUCUCUUGAUUUAGCUCAUCACCAGAAGCACCACUCAGAGUGUGAGUUGUCUGAAUUGUCAUGUUCCCAUGAUGACAUGAGCAGACUGACUUACGUGUCUGAACAGGAAAACACCUUUCCUGUCCCAGCUGCUGCUGAAAGCUCAGAGGACCACAAGAGUGAUCUCACCAGUGAGUUGAGUACAACAAUUAUUCGAGCCAGUCCGAUUCCAGAAGAAGAAGAAGAAACUAUGGAGAAGCUAAGAAACAAAGUUUCAGGUCAUAAUGCAGAAAAAGUAGCAUUGCCUUGUAUUAUCCAGGUUGAGUCUGGUUUAGAAAAAGUGACAGAAACUCCUUCUCUGAGUAGCAGAUUUGAAGAUGGAGAACCUAAAUUUACAUCGAAUCAAGAUAUUUCUUCCAAAAGUGAGGAAUACUUGGAAGCCAUUAAUGUAGAAUCAACGUCUGGCCUCAGUGAACAGGACCUGAUUGGCCAGGCUCUCCUGAGCCACUGGUCUGGGCCAGCCAUACCAAGCCUCCCUGUGUUGAGCCAGAAGGCUGUGGAACAAGGUCAAAGGUUGACAUCUACUGGCCUGUCAACUGCCAGCAGUGAAUCUAGCAACCAGAUUCCUAAUCUGGGUACCUCUGCAAACCAGCACAAUCUUCCUCCUCAAAUUUCAGCUCAUGCUUCUGUUGCUAAGGUGCAGAACCAGCCUGCUCUGUGCUCUACACUCUGGACUGGACAGUCUCUAUACACAGCUCCUGUGGCCCAGCAGUAUUUGGGACUGGUCCCUUCAUCUGGGAAUGCCACCUUGCCUCAGUGCUAUGCAGGCGUGAAGGUCCAUGGGAUUUCAGGGUAUUCUCCUUAUCCUCCUGUAGCGCCAGAACAUGUGGCUUCCGGGAUGUGUUUAGCACCAAAUCUUGCCUCUGGAAUGAUGGGUCCCUCUUCUCUUUAUAACCCAUGUUCUACUGCUGUACACCAGAGCCUCCUGAGUACAGCAAAGCCACUUUCUGUGCUCUCUGUUGGUGCAAACUGUGAAACGGAAUCAUGGGACUCGGGGAUAAUGUCUGGAUUUGGAAAUGCCAGAGUACCUGAGGAACUGAGGUUUCCUCAUGCUUGCUGUGUCGGUAUUGCUUCACAGACCCUCCUUAGUGUCCUCAACCCAACUGACCGUUGGCUACAAGUCAGCAUCAGAGUCCUCAGUAUCUGUGUGAACGGCGAGAAGGUGGAUCUUUCAACACAAACAUGCUUGGUUUUCAAGAAUAAAGUUGUUAUAAGACCUCAUGCCACAGAAGAGAUAAAAAUUCUUUUUAUACCCACAAAUUCUGGGAUUUUCAGAUGUACAUUCAGUAUUGUUUCUUGGCCAUUUUCAGCAGAUGCUGAUACAAUAGCACAAGCAGAAGCUUUGGGAAGCAGAGUCACUCUUACUGCUAUUGCUGAAACCCCUGUUAUCGAGGUAGAUACAGAAAAGAAAGGUGUUCUGGAUUUUGGUGACUUGACUUAUGAAAGCUGGAAAGCUCUCCCAUUCAAGUUAAUAAAUAGGACACACGCUGCUGUGCCGAUCAGACUGACGAUUAGUGCUAAUGCCUUAGCCUGGCGCUGCUUCACAUUUUCCAAAGAGCCCAUUCAGGCUUCUCUGAAAGCUGCUCCUUACUCUGACAUGAUUGCUCAGCUGGUGACCCCAUCUGUAAUCAGUCACGUGAUGCCUGCCAGUUACGAUGGACAGGAUCCAGAAUUUCUGAUAGUUUGGGUUAUUUUCCAUAGUCCUAAGAAGCGUCUCACUUCAGAAAUUCUAGGCUCGGCAGAAGAAUUCCUGGCUAGAGUGGAUAUAGAAGUUGACAGCCCUAACCCUAUACCAGUUCUUAGAAGUGUGGACCUCCGAGCAAGAGCAGGAAUAGCUAGGAUUCAUGCCCCCAGGGACUUACAGACUAUGUAUUUGUUGGCCGAUGUAAAUUCUUCAACAAAGCAGCCCUUGCCUUUGAAAAAUGCUGGAAAUAUUGAAGUUUAUCUAGACAUCAAGGUCGCAGAAAAAGGAAGCCAGUUUUCAGUUAAUCCAGAGAGUUUAUUUCUUAAACCUGGAGAAGAACAUGAAGUUACAGUUUCAUUUACACCAAAGGAUUCCAAAGCAUAUGAAGAAAGGAUCUUGAGAAUAUUUGUGCAGCCAUUAGGACCUCAGUAUGAAGUGGUGUUAAAAGGUGAAGUCAUUCCUUCUGGGAGUAAACCUCUGCCACCUGGAUCUCCCUGCUCAGAUGUCCCAUUGAUUCUGUCCAAUAAGCAGUUUCUGACCUGGGGAGGCCUCCCUCUUGGCAGGACACAGCUUCAGAAACUAGUUUUAAGAAACAGUUCUGCAACCACAGCCCAGACUCUUCGACUCCUUAUUAAAGGACAGGAUCAGGAUUGCUUUCAGAUUAAGAACACUUUUGGCUCAGAAGAGAGAUUGACCAGUAACUGUGAGAUCAGAAUUUGCCCAGGAGAGGACUGUGUAAUUUCUGUGUUAUUUGCACCUACUCGAUUAUCUUGUAUGUUGGCUAAACUAGAAAUCAAACAACUUGGAGAUCGUUCACAGCCAGGCGUUAAGUUUAUGAUACCUUUGUCUGGAUAUGGAGGAACAAGUAAUCUUAUUUUAGAAGAUGUUAAAAAGUUAUCUGACAGUUACUUGGUAACAGUGAAUGACUUAGUUCCUGGCAAAGAAAGUAAAGUUAUUUUUUCUAUUCGAAACACUGGCUCCAGAGCAGCCUUUGUUAAAGCAGUAUGUUUUAAAGAUUGUCAAAGAAAAGUUUUGCUGGAUCCUAAAGUAUUGAGGAUUUUUCCAGAUAAAUUUGUGCUUAAGGAAAGAACCCAAGAAGAUAUUACUUUAAUAUACAAUCCAUCAAUCAGAAAGAAUGACAAAAAUCCUGCAACAGAACUGCUAAGUGUAUACUUCUUUGGUGGUGAUGAAAUCUCCAGACAGCAGUACCGAAGGCCUAAUGACAUUCAGCUCUUUUAUGGAAGCAUGCGUAAAAUUACCCUUUCAGUAAUUGGAGAAUUCAGAGAUUCCGUUUCUAGCAGAGAAUUUCUUCAGCCUUCUUCCAGUGCUAGGUUGGAAUCUGAAAGUGAAUCUGGAACUUCUGGAAAACAAAGUGACAAUGUCUCUUUGGAUGUUUUACCAGUUAAAGGCCCUCAAGGUCCUCCUUUUCUCUCACAAAUUGCCCACCCCGCUCAGGGCACACCAACCUCUGAAGAAAGGUGGGCUGUCCAUCCGGAACACUUGAUUCUGGUAGCUCCUUCUUGUGAAUACUUGGGUGACAUGGCAAAAACUGGACGUUUCCAGAUUAUAAAUAACUCUGUUAGGGUACUGAAAUUUGAGCUAUACUGGCCAGCACAUUGCCUGACAGUCACACCACAACAUGGAUUUAUCACACCAGAAAGUAAAAUACAAAUUCUUGUGAGUCCCAAUUCUUCCCUGUCCACAAAACAAUCAAUGUUCCCUUGGACUGGCUUGAUCUAUAUACACUGUGAUAACGGAGAGAAGAAAAUGGUAAAAGUUCAAAUACGAGAAGAUUUGAGUCAACCUUUACUUCAUUUGGCCUCGAGCACAUUUGGACCUCUUGCCCCAGGACCUGAGCCUUCCAUUAGUCAUUUGACAAAACCAAUAGCAAAACCACCUUCCACAAAAGUUGAAAUUAGAAGCAAAACAGUGAUUUUUCCUCCAACAGAACCUGGUAAAACUUCAGAGAACUAUCUGGAGCUGGAGAAUUGUGGCCCCAAUGAUGUGAAGUGGCACCUGUCAUCUUUUGCUCCCCCAUAUGUCAAGGGAGUUGAUGAAACUGGAGAUGUUUUUAGAGCUACCUACACAGCAUUCAGAUGUUCACCCAUUUCUGGAACACUGGAAGGCCAAAGAAUCCAAAAGGUCUCCAUCAUGUUUCUGCCCAGAGAUAGAGGGGAUUACUCCCAGUUUUGGGAUGUUGAGUGCCACCCUGCUAAAGAGCCUCACAUGAAACACACCCUGAGAUUCCAGCUCUCCGGACAGAGCAUCAGAGCAGAAAAUGACUCUGAAGACUCAUGCUCCUCCAGCGAUACCCUCAUUAAAGUAGAUGCUGCAGGCGUGUCUCGGAGGUGUGCUGUGCCCGAGACCUCUGCUCACAUACCUGGCAGGCAGCUUGACUUGAGUCACCAUGGAGUAUAUGCCCCAAAGGACGUCUACAUGUUCUUGCCAACGAAACUUGGGGAAUCCAGGACACUGAAAGUCAAUUUGCGAAAUAAUUCUUUUUUCACUCAUGCACUAAAGUUUGUGAGCCCCAGAGCACCUUUCUAUAUGAAACAUUCCAAAUACUCUUUGAGAGCCCGGCACUAUAUCCACAUCCCGGUGCAUUUCCGACCGCAGUCAGUGGGCAGAUUCGAAGUUUUACUUGUGAUCCAGACAGAUGAAGGCAAGAGCAUUGCUGUUCGGCUAAUUGAUGAAGCCCUUGGAAAAAGUUAACCAGAAUACAUUUUGUGUAA